Coturnix japonica (Japanese quail) is the source of this 1560-nucleotide messenger RNA. Lineage: Eukaryota; Metazoa; Chordata; Aves; Galliformes; Phasianidae. The record is from RefSeq and is a predicted model, not a curated record.
UUUCCAUUGUGCCCCAUAGGUUUCGCCCGCUCCUUCGGCCUGGUUCUACCUGGGGGUCAGAGACGGGAAUGGGUGAAGCCCAUCAUGUUCAGUGGGGGAAUUGGGGCCAUCGAGGAUGGACACGUCCACAAGGAGACCCCACAGCCAGGGAUGCUGGUGGUGAAGAUUGGGGGUCCCGCUUAUAGGAUCGGGGUCGGGGGCGGAGCUGCCUCCUCCAUCCAGGUCCAAGGUGACAACAGUGAGGAGCGGGAUAUUGGGGGGCGUUCAACGCGGGGACCCCGAAAUGGACAGAAGCUCAAUAGGGUUUUACGGGGCUGUGUGGAAUAUGGGGCCAAAAACCCCAUAUGUAGCAUCCACGACCAGGGGGCUGGGGGCAAUGGGAACGUUCUGAAGGAGAUCUGUGACCCCGCUGGGGCCGUCAUCUACGCCAGCCGCUUCCAGAGGGGUGACCCCACACUGAGCGUGUUGGAGUUAUGGGGGGCCGAGUACCAGGAAUCCAACGCUCUGCUGGCCCGACCCCAAGGGAUGGAGCUGCUGGAGGCUUUGGGGCGACGGGAGCGAUGCCCCAUAAGUGUCGUGGGCUCCAUCACUGGAGAUGGGAAGGUGGUGCUGGUGGAUGACCUGGAUGCUCCGGUGCAGGAGGGGGGGUCCCACGAGGGGCUGCCCACCCCCGUCAACCUGAAGCUGGAAUGGGUGCUGGGGGGCAUGCCCCGAAAGGAGUUCCGGCUGCACUCGUCCCCCCCCCAUUUAAUCCCAUUGUCGCUCCCCCCUGGUCUUAAAGUGGCCGCGGCCCUAGAAAGGAUCCUAAAACUGCCGGCGGUGGGGAGUAAGAGGUACCUGACCAAUAAGGUUGACCGCUCGGUUACAGGCCUCGUUGCCCAACAACAAUGUGUGGGUCCCCUUGACACCCCAUUGGCUGACGUGGCCGUGGUGGCUUUAUCCCAUUACGAGCUUAUGGGGUCGGCCACGUCUAUAGGGGAACAGCCCAUAAAGGGGCUCCUGGACCCCGCAGCCGGAGCCAGGUUGGCCCUAUGUGAGGCAAUAACCAACCUCUGCUUCGCUCGGGUCACGGACAUCAAGAAUCCUAUAGGGUCUCUGCUUUGGGUUGCCCUAAAUCCGGGCCAGCACCGUUUGGGGGGCAGCGCUUUGGCCCAGGUCUAUUCCCAAAUAGGGGAUUCCUGCCCCGACCUCGACGACCCUAAAACACUCGUGGCCGCUUUUAGGGUCACCCAGGAGCUGCUGCAAGACCGUCUGUUAAUGUCGGGCCAUGACGUGAGUGACGGCGGCCUAUUGACGUGUGUGCUGGAAAUGGCCUUUGCUGCCAACUGCGGGAUCAGCAUCGACUUCAGCACCACCGGCAUGGACAGCGACCCCCUGUCUCUGCUGUUCUCGGAGGAGCCGGGUUUGGUGCUGGAGGUGAAGGAGGACGACGCGGCCGCCAUCUUGGAGCGGUACCACAGCCAGGGGGUCAGCUGCCGCCAUAUUGGAACCAGUGGAUCCAUAGGGCCCCAUGCUGAGGUAGGGGGGCACAUAGGGUCACUAUAGCGUCACUAUGGGGUU